This is a messenger RNA of Durio zibethinus, 1345 nucleotides long. NCBI's taxonomy places the organism in Eukaryota, Viridiplantae, Streptophyta, Magnoliopsida, Malvales, Malvaceae. The record is from RefSeq and is a predicted model, not a curated record.
AUGCAUACACCUAGACUCCUUGUCAUUACAUUGGAAAUGGAUUUCUAUAUUCAGUCUGAUUAUCUAAGGAGAAUAUCCUUGAAGAUGCUUACUAUGGAGAAACAGUCUGAGAAUACCAUACCCAACACUGGGAAUAACAGCAAGGCCCCUGAUCCAGGUUCUGAGGGCAUGCAAAACCAAGUUCACAGUCAAGGGCAAUCAAUUCCUAUCCCAUUACAAAGUAAUCAGUCUCAAGCACAUCAACAACUGUUACCCCAGAGUGUUCCAAAUAACAUGUCAUCUGCUGGAGUUCAAAGUUCUACUGGUUUACAAUCUGGGAUGCCUUCUGUGUCUGGUCCAACCCAGAAUUCUAUACCUAAUGUUGUUGGCCAGAAUUCCAACAUGCAAAACUUGUCUGAAAUUUCACAGAACUCACUGGGGCAAGGGAUAUCUUCCAAUAUUUGUACUAAUCAUCAGAGGCAAAUGCAAGGAAGGCAACAGGUGCUACCGCAACAGCAGCAGCACCUUUGCUUGCAGGGUUCGAAAUUACCUGCACCUGACACACCUGGUAAUGGUAUGUCAACAUCACCUUUGCUUGCAGGGUUCGAAAAUGCUAAUGAUACUCACAGUAAUGCUUUAACAACUGAUUUUGGCGAGUCGAAGGAUACAGAAGAGCCACAUGUUCCCAGAGUUACCAUGUUUCAGGCAAAACCCAUGUCACUUAAAUCAUUGGAGGCAUCUGUUGUCGUCAUGGUUGAGGAGGCAGCCACUGCCGUUGGUGUGGAUAUGGCCGUCUUGAGCAAGGGUGGUCUGCAUCGAAGAAAUUUCCUUCCACAAACUGGAAUGACUGGAGCCGAGAAAAUGAGAUUCUACAUGAGUGCACUGGCUAUAUUAGCUCUAAUGUUUUGGUUCAUUAUAAUAGCAUCUGCAUGAGCAGUAGCAAACAAAUUUCCAAAGCUUUUAAUAUUUGGUUAAAGGAGGAAAGACGCAUUGGUUAUGGCAUGGAUUUCUCUCCUAAUAAGUCAUGACUAUUGACUGAUGAUACUAUUACGACAAAUUGUUGACAGGUGUUUGCUUAUUUAAAGGUUUUUGAACUUGUUUACAUUCCUAUCAAAUAUAUUAGGAGAUGCAUGCAUCAAAGUUCAUGCCGUUUAAGCCUCAGUGCAUGCAGUUUCUGACCAAUCUAGCCAUGUAAUAACACUAAUUAUCUAACUAAACACAUAAUUUGACCCUAGCUUUUUUUAUCAAGUGACAAGGGUGUUUAGGGUUUUAUGUUUGGGUCGAUCUAAGGUUAUUCAAUGCCUUUAGGUGAAGAGCCAUCUAGAUUAGAAAUACCUAGAUGUAAUAAGGGAUAAUGAUCACUUUU